AUGAAUUGGGUGAUUAUUGGAAAAUGGUCUCUGCUCGUUAAAUUGAAUAGUACGUCCAAACUCCCAAUUGUAGUCAUUGAACAAGAGCAGAAUAUGUACAUAGCGAUAAUUCACCCUCUGAGGCCGCGUCUAGGUCGGAAGACGACUCUGAUGAUAGCCACCAGCAUUUGGGUGGUGGGCACCAUACUGUCCAUACCGAACCUGAUUUUCUUCACAACGCACACGGAAGAGUUUCCCAACGGCGACCAGCGGGUCAUUUGCUACGCCGAGUGGCCGGACGGUAUCACCACGAAUAGCUUCCAGGAAUACGUUUAUAACGUUUCGUUUAUGAUAAUUACGUAUUUCAUUCCCAUCGGACUGAUGGGUUUCACCUACGCCAUGAUCGGUCACGAGCUGUGGGGAAGUCAGAGCAUCGGAGAAUGUACACAGAGGCAGCUGGAGCACAUCAAGUCCAAGAGAAGAGUUGUGAAAAUGAUGAUCGUCGUUGUGACGAUUUUCGCCAUCUGUUGGCUGCCGUAUCACAUUUACUUCAUUGUCACAUCUCAUAUGCCGGAAUUAACUAACGCACCGUACAUUCAAGACGUAUAUUUGGCCUUUUACUGGCUAGCAAUGUCCAAUUCUAUGCACAACCCAAUCGUGUACUGUUGGAUGAAUUCCAGAUUCCGUCAAGGAUUCAAGCAGUUCUUCUCUUUCGUGCCAUGCAUCAAUGUGAGAACCGGUAGCCUGAUCCGACGGGAAGUUGUCACCAGCAGGCACCGUUUGCAUACCCUUGAACCACCUGUGCGCCGACACCGGGAGAGGUCACUUGAAGGUGCCGACCGCUCAUUGGAGGCAAGCGAAAAAACACGGCAUCGACAGCAGCGUUGGCGAGAUGAGCAGCACCAGCUUCAGCAACACGGCAACGGUGGCGGGGGAAUCGAUUGCCAUAACGAGUACACCGACCUACAACAAAAACAGCAGCAUCAACUGCGGAGAAGGCAGCCAGAGGACCGGUCUAGGAAAAAAUGCAAGUUCCGCAUCCUGACGACAACCGUCACAAAAGAACGACGGGGACCGCGGUCUCCACCACCGUCGGUCGUCGGCGAUCGAUGUUACUACUCCGAGGAAUGCUGCAAAACAGCAGAUUUGGAUUUAACGACUGGGCUGGUCACUCUGUCCUCGGCAACCACUUGAUAGAUCCUCUAGAUGUGCGUGAAGAUGCAAGUUCUCUCUCAAUACUACUUUGAUAAUACUUUACGAAUACAAUAAUCGUAUUUCAUAAUUCAAAUUUAAGUGUGUGUGUGUGUGUGUGUGUGUGUGUGUGUGUGUGUGUGUAUGUGUGUGUGUGUGUGUCCGGGCGCUUGUUUGUGGAAUAUCAGUGUACGAAAGUCUAAAUUAUUUGAGAGAGAGAGAUAGUGACUUACGAUCGCCUGAAUCUGAUCUUCCAUAAAAUAAUCCCCCCAAAAAAAUUCUUCCUGUAAAAAUUAAAACAACUUAUUAAUGUACUCAAUUAAUAUUAAAAGUCUAUCUUGGACAAAUUUCAAACGAAAUUGCAGCUACCCACCAGUAGCCAUUGUGUGUACUGUGAGGCCACUGGUACAAAAUACCAAACAUGAAGAAGAACGCUUGGGCAACGGACACACGCAGUUUAAUCAUAUUAUAUUAUGAUAAAUUCUUAUAAAAUUUAAAAUAUCUUGUUCGCACUGUAGUACAUCCGUACAAUAUGUAUGCAAAUAGCACUAGAAUAUUUUAAAUUGUUUUUUCCGAGAGCAUUUAUGGCGAAUAAUAAAACCCUAAGAAAAUAAUAUAUUUGGUAUACUCUUGUCUCCACCAAAAUUCUGAAAAGGUGAUUUUUGAUCUCAUUCUAAACAUAAAUAUUGGUAGUUCAUAUUCUCACACAAUUUUAACGAUAUAUAUAUAUAUAUAUAUCGGUACAAAUACUACAAACUAUUAUUUUAACGUUUCAAGAAUUAAUCACAAGCAACGCAACUAUUAAACGAGAUGUUUACAUUACCCAAUUCGGUGUAGUUUAAAUCUAUUCAAGUAUUCAAACCUUAUACUAAAAUUUAGCAUAUUUGUCUUUAUUAAAAUUUACUCUUUUUGUGAUAUUUUUUUCCACUUGAAUAACCCUAUCAUAAUGUUUAAUAAAAAUACUAUGUCUUCAAAAUAAGUAUUUUUUAUUUUUCAUGUCAUAAUCAGAAAUAGAUGUUAUCUACAUUGAGUCGUGGGUAAAGUAAAUAUUUUAUAAACACUAAAUGACUUCUUUAUCUUGAACACACUAUGAUAGACUAAAUACAAACAGACAGGAAAUACUUCAUAGGGCUUACAGCACAAGUUCAAUUAAAUCUUUUUUAUCAAAUCCAGCUCUGAUAAUAUUUUUUUUCUUAAGUAAAACAAAUAACUCUUUGAACAUUAAUCUAA
Messenger RNA from Myzus persicae (green peach aphid), 2400 nucleotides. Its product is annotated as tachykinin-like peptides receptor 99D. The transcript is spliced from 6 exons. Gene Ontology annotation, cellular component: plasma membrane. The record is from RefSeq and is a predicted model, not a curated record. Lineage: Eukaryota; Metazoa; Arthropoda; Insecta; Hemiptera; Aphididae. Gene Ontology annotation, biological process: G protein-coupled receptor signaling pathway. Gene Ontology annotation, molecular function: tachykinin receptor activity. The coding region runs from base 1 to 1173 and encodes 390 amino acids.